CCUAUGCAUUUCUCAAUCGUGACUGUUACUUUGUUAUUUCCUUAGCUCCAUAGCUAGGCGACCGUUUUAUCUCUUUUAUUUCGCCGCGUACUAGGAAUCGGGAAGUCACUCUAGUCGAUACAGUCGCAAAAGGGAUCUCGAACGUCUACUUGUCGAUCUUCCGCGCAAAGAGUUUCAGAUCGUUUCAGAUAACUUCCGAAAUAAAGUGACCCCACGUCGUGUCUUUCAUUCUCCACUUUCGUUUCUGCGCUAGUUGUCUCGCCGGUUGUCUUCGUAUCGUACCGCGAGACAUCGCGCACUCCUUCCGGAAUCAGUACGUGUAAGUCGGGAGUCGUGUAACGGAGGAUCGUACAUUUCGACAACAUAACGAAUUUUCAUCGCGCCGAAGUGAGUUUCGUACUUCUUAAAGAUUUCUUUGAUAUAUCUUAGCUUAAAGCUGUGAAGAGAAACCGACACGUUCAACGGAGCUUGACGUGUCCCUAAGACCCUCUGUGCUAUCCGUGAACAGCAAAUUGCCGUUGUAAGAAGUGCAAAUCAUACUUGAACUCAGAUCUAAACGUGUUCGGAGAACGUGUUAAGCUAUAACGAAAGGAAAAGUGGUGUCAAAGUUAAAUGUAAAUAGAUAUGUAAUAAACGAUAUAAGGAACGAAAUUAGACGAAGGUGGAGCGCAAGGUAUCGGAAUAAAAAUCUCCAAGAGAUUCAAUGGUAACACCUUUGGAGAAUGGAGCAAGCUGGAAGGAACAAGACAAAGUACAAUUCCCCACACUCGUCCGCUACAUGGUCUAAUAAACCAACGGCUGACGCUAGAGUCUCGCCUGAUACGUGUUGGAAGUAUGCUCAAAGAAGUAAUCAAGAUGCCGCCGAUAAAAACACCAGUCGCGUGAUUUUUAGACGCCAUCAGACUCCCGUGGCGGAAGCGGCAGUGAAUUAUUAUCCUCCCGCAAAUUCUUACAAGAAUGUGAAGCAUCACAGCCACUCGUGCUCAACAUAUCCAAAGCAUUCUUCCGCGCUCCACGCGGAGGCGCCUCAUCGAUACCAACCAGUUAACGCCAAAUCCAGCAGAAACAAUGAUUACGUCGCCAACAACGCUGCCGUCAUGACGAAAGAUCGCUACAAAAGCCAGCCAGAGGACGAGAGUAAUGCAGGAUACAUUGACGAGGCAUCGGGAAAUUAUACGGAGGACAACAUAGAGGACGACGCCGAGGAGGAAGGUACGGAAGCGGUGAACGAUCAUGAGAGGAUUAUCGAGCCUCUCGACAAGGAGUACGAUGAGCAAGUGGUGGACGACGAGGUAGACGAUGAGUCUGAUGUGGCCGCCGAGCCACAGACGAUGCAACGGAAUGCAGCGAAAAAAGAGGCAUCGCUGCGAGCGCAGCAGCGAUUGCGAACAAUUAACCAGCAGCAAGACCCGCAUAGGAUUCAUUACCGUCAGCACUCACCAAGACUGCAUCAGGCUCAUGCUCUGGCGACAAGGUACUACAAUAUACCACCCGAUCACGACCUCCACGAGGCAUUGUCGGAGGAGGAUUUGUACGUCGCGCAAGCACUGAAAAGUCCUCCGCGAGGAUCGUCAGCGGGCUACUAUCCAAAUUGGAUCCCGCCGAGGAGUUCCGCCGAUCGAUAUGACACGACGACCUCGCCAACACAGCUGAGUCGCGGAGCACGGACGAGACCGGAAUCGAAGUCCUUUAUGGAGGUAGAAUUCGCCGACAGGAGAAAGUGCAGCCGUUGCGGUAGUGUCUCGAUCAGGAAGCCGCCGUGCUCGAGGAGGAACAACUACAGAUUUCAGGAUGCCUCCGCUUUCUCGACUAAGGGACGUUUUGGCGACGACGCCGAGAUUCUCGAUCAGUUCUGGUGCGGUCACUGCAAGCAACCGAGACGCUACGUCGAAGAAAGUAUGGGACCCAGUGAAAUUCCAUCACCGGCCUUGUACUCCAUAAAAUCGAGACGCUCCAGGAACUCCGGCACACCGGUGCACGAAACAUCGGAGGGGAAAUGCGCGACGGACGAGUUAUCGCACGGAUAUAUGCGAAUUCCGCUGAGAUACGCCAAAGAUGCGUCAAGUGUUUUACGCGAUAGAAUCAGACAGCAACCGGCACAGGGUCCAACUAGGACGUCCGUCCGUUACGACCCUUAAACUCGCGUGAGAAAUUGAGAGGAUCGACAGACGUUUUACAGAUGGAAUAUGUAAAUUUUCGCACUAGAGACUAAAAAACUGUCGUCAAGAAAAGAGAUUCACGCGAGACAUGAAGCGAGCAUCGGAAACUCGUUUCGCUCGGCAAGAACAGUCUCCAGCGUGAAAGUUUGUUUCUUGAUCUUACAAGUGUCCAGUUGCAUGUGAGCACGUAAUAUUAUCUGUGAUCGCUGAGGUCAUUAAAGGAGAGACGUCUGGUAUCCUCUUGUGUUUUACAAAGAAAAACGGUGUUUACGCGAGAGCGCUAGAGGGCUUUCGGAAUAUGAGAAUUGUUACUUCGAAUUCUAUCUUUCAUUGAAUCGUAACAAAUAGAUACUUGGAAUGGGAGCCUAAAGAUUUGUAGAAAUAAAAAUUAUCGAGAGCUGAUAUAGUAGACCCAUACACAACGAGAGAUGCCAUUACAAUGUAACAAUCACAAAUGCUACGAUAAUAUUCUUACUCACACACAGUCAUUUCCCUCCUACCGGUUGUCCAACAUAUAUUUUUGUAACUGUCUUUCUCGAAUCGUGUAGAUGUACUCUGUGUGCCAUGUUAAGAAAAUUGUGCCACGACGGCGCGAGAGGUUAGACGCAAAUGUACAUAAGAAGGGAAAAUAAUGGGCAAACGAUGAAGAAGGUACAGCUGAUGUCGAAGCGAUUCAACAUCCUCUUCCUCAUUGUAAUUUCAGAGAGAUAAACUUCACUUCAGAGAAACGUCUUUUGGCACUGGCGAACAAAAUCGAUUGUAAAUACGUGAUACUAUUAUAUAAUUGAUUAUACGAUAGCCGUACGCGUACAUGUUGAA
Molecule: messenger RNA, 2978 nt
Organism: Harpegnathos saltator (Jerdon's jumping ant)
Lineage: Eukaryota; Metazoa; Arthropoda; Insecta; Hymenoptera; Formicidae
Exons: 5
Coding region: 723-2138 (471 amino acids)
Source: RefSeq, a predicted model, not a curated record